AUGCGUUUGAGAGGCUUUUCGCCGUCCGCGGCGCUUCUUGCAACCCUCCUCGUUGGCCCCGAUCUGUCCUCGGCCUUCUACCUUCCUGGUGUUGCGCCAACCACAUACAAAGAAGGAGACAUUGUUCCUUUGAAUGUCAAUAGCCUCAAACCCGUAGGAUCGGGUCAAGAUGGUCAAUUACGAUCCGUUGUAUCCUUCAAUUACUAUCAUCCAGCCUUCAAGUUCUGUAGGCCGCAGCAAGGCGGACCGCAAGAAGUGUCGGAAAGCUUGGGCAGUAUCCUUUUCGGAGACCGGAUCAUGACCUCGCCCUUCGAGCUCAAGAUGGGCACGAAUGAGACGUGCAAAACGCUGUGCGCGGCAACGUAUGAUCGGAGCUCGGCUCGUUUCGUCAAUAGAAGGAUAGCACAGGGAUACGCGCUGAACUGGCUGGUGGAUGGACUGCCUGCUGGACAGAUGAUUGAGGACGAGGUUACGAACACGAAAUUCUACAGCCAGGGUUUCUCGCUGGGUGGUCUAGAAGAGAACGAUUUGGCACUGAAUAACCACUACGAUAUCCUCAUCGACUAUCAUGAGACGUCCGCCGGGCAAUAUCGUGUUGUGGGAGUCAUAGUACAGCCAGAUUCGCGGAAGGCAUCAUCGGAUGAAAAGCAAGGUUCCACUUGUGGAUUGGGGGGUCCCAGACAGGUUCUGGAUGAGAGUACUGAGACAGAAGUCACUUUCACGUACAGCGUAUACUGGGUGCCUUCCGCAACUGCCUGGGCUACAAGAUGGGACAAAUACUUGCAUGUAUUUGAUCCAAAGAUCCAUUGGUUCUCGCUUAUCAACUCGGCUGUCAUAGUUGUUUUCCUGACUAUUACUGUGGUCUCGAUCCUCAUGCGCGCUUUAAAGAAGGAUAUCGCCAGAUACAACCGUUUGGACUCGAUCAACCUGGACGACUUGUCUGGAACCUCUGCUGUUGCCGAAGAUGGAGUUCAAGAAGACUCUGGCUGGAAGCUUGUCCACGGCGAUGUAUUCCGUGCACCAAGUUCUCCCCUAAUAUUGAGUGUACUCCUGGGGAAUGGCGCUCAGCUCUUCGUCAUGACCGGCUUCACCAUCGCCUUCGCCCUCCUUGGUUUCCUAUCACCCUCAAACCGUGGCUCACUCGGCACGAUCAUGAUUCUCCUCUACACCAUCCUCGGCUUUAUCGGUGGCUACGUUUCAGCCCGUGUCUACAAGUCCUUCGGUGGCGAAAGAUGGAAGAUCAACAUUGCCAUGACACCAAUCCUUGUCCCUGGCAUCGUUUUCGCUACCUUCUUCCUGCUUAACCUGUUCCUCUGGGCCAAGCAAUCCUCUGGCGCCGUACCUUUUACAACCAUGCUCGUGCUCGUCGCCAUCUGGUUCAUCAUCUCCAUGCCCCUCUCAUUUGCCGGAUCCUGGUUCGGAUUUCGACGAGCACCCAUUGAGCCUCCUGUCCGAACCAACCAGAUCCCCCGCCAAAUUCCGCCCGGAACAGCAUACAUGCGCCCUAUCCCGUCGAUGCUGCUGGUCGGCAUCUUACCAUUUGGUGCCAUCUUCGUGGAGCUUUACUUCAUCAUGUCGUCCAUCUGGUUCAGCAAGGUAUACUACAUGUUCGGCUUCCUGUUCCUGUGCUAUGGACUCAUGAUCAUCACCUGUGCCGCUGUUACAAUCCUGUUAGUCUACUUUCUGCUAUGCAGCGAGAAUUACCACUGGCAUUGGAGGGCGUUCAUGGCAGCAGGCGCGUCCGCGUUCUAUGUUUUUGCAAAUGCGCUGUUGUACUGGGCGACGAAGUUGAGCACUGGGAUGGCUGGGACCGUCCUGUACAUUGGGUAUAGCGCGCUGAUUUCUUUCUUGUUCUUUAUUCUCACCGGCUCAAUCGGCUUCUUCGCCAGCUGGGCAUUCGUUCAGAAGAUCUAUGGAUCUAUCAAAAUCGACUAG
Molecule: messenger RNA, 1935 nt
Organism: Drepanopeziza brunnea f. sp. 'multigermtubi' MB_m1
Lineage: Eukaryota; Fungi; Ascomycota; Leotiomycetes; Helotiales; Drepanopezizaceae
Biological process (GO): vacuolar transport; protein localization to membrane
Cellular component (GO): endosome; fungal-type vacuole membrane
Source: RefSeq, a predicted model, not a curated record